AUGCAAGUCUCAGAGAGGCCUCAACCACGUCCACUCUCUGUCCCUCAAAGGGACUUUAUCAGUGGUGGUGGCAGCUACGACGGCGUCAGCUCGACAUAUCUUGGAGACGUCAAGUCGUCUUCUGCUCAAAACACGACACUCGACUUGGAAGAAAAGGCGGAUGCACGUCCAAACCCACAUCGAAAGUAUAGCAGAAAAUGGUUUGACUAUGCGUGGGAUCAAGCCGUCCAGGUCGGCAGAUGGCCUCGGGUGGCCUAUGCUCUCGUUGGGAUCACCGCGCUUGGAAUUUGGGUUGGUAUCAUGCUCACCUUUGCAAAAGAAGAAGUCAGAGCCCAAAGGAGAAACUCUGACCUCAAUGGGACCAAGUCCGGGUUCGAGGGAGAGACUGCAAACUUUCAGGCAUGUACACUGAAAAAGUUUGAUCCCCUCGAACGCAAUCUCCGCGUAUCCUGGUCCCUCGUCUACGUUGAAAACAAUACCAACGUUGUACGCCCUUCAGGUCAAACUGUGGACGAUAGGUGGCAAUGUAACCUCUACCGCGACGUCAAAGCCGUCCCCGAAGACCGUCUGGUCGAUCCGGACCUUCUCGAGCUGGCCGGGCUCACCCAAGCCGAUAUCCAGUCCACUUACUAUCGGAUAGACAAUGUCACACAGCCCCCUCUCGCCACACUGGGAAUGCACCCAUUCGAUAGCGUGGACACCAAUAUCGAUUUCAACCAGGCAAGGGAGGAAGACCCCUAUGCUCAGCCUCUCUUUGCGUAUCCAUUCGAUAUAUGGCAAGGGUCCAUCGUAUUUGCCCUCACAGACCGAGUGGCCGCAGAGGCGGUUAAUCUAACAAACACGGGCAUCCUGAAUCUCCACGGGGCGAUAUUGAGUGAUAGCACCCUCAACUGGCGUAUUCGAUUAACCGCAAACAACACAUGCGAAUUCAGCGCUGUCGAUGCCGGAUGUGAACUCCACCUCGACUUUACCGGUCGUCGCCCACCUCUUGUCAAGUUUGCUGCCAUUCUCGCCGCUCUCAUAAACUGGGCGAGCACUAUUGGUAUCUUCCUACUUACGUGCGAAUCGGUCAUCAUGCGCCGCACGUACAUCCUCUCAGACACGGAUAUCCUUGGUGUGUGCGUCACCGCGCUCUUUGCUCUGCCCAGUGUCAGAGCUAUACUGCCUGGUGCACCAGACUUUGGUGCGAUCAUCGACUUGAUUGGGAUCAUUCCAAAUAUCAUCGUCGUUUCGCUCUGCACGACGGCUAUUGCAUUCUCAAAACUCACUAUGCGGCGACCCAAGAACGAAUAG
Serendipita indica DSM 11827 is the source of this 1293-nucleotide messenger RNA. The record is from the annotation of a GenBank genome assembly. NCBI's taxonomy places the organism in Eukaryota, Fungi, Basidiomycota, Agaricomycetes, Sebacinales, Serendipitaceae.